AGGCGCCGUGCUGCGCGAAGCUGUACGCGUGCCGGCUGUGCCACGACGGCGGCGAGGACCACCAGAUGGACCGCUUCCAAGUGAAGGAGGUGCAAUGCAGCUGGUGCCAGAAGAUCCAGCAGAAAUGCCUCCAGGCCUUUAUAGCAAUUCUGCUUGGAGUGCCUUAAAUGAUAGCAACCUGGACACUUGCAGCAUUUGAAGUGGACGUUAUAAAGGAAUGGUGUAUAAGAAUUCAACAUGCUAGCAGGCAGCUGAUUGGGCCAAAAGAAGACUUUUUCCAUUGUUCAAAAUGUAAUUUAUGUCUAGCCUUGAAUCUCCAAGGAAAUCAUAAGUGCAUUGAAAAUGUCUCCAGGCAGGACUGUCCAAUAUGUUUGGAGGACAUUCACACAUCACGUGUUGGAGCCCAUGUUCUGCCAUGUGGACAUCUCCUCCAUCGAACUUGUUAUGAAGACAUGCUAAAGGAAGGUUACAGAUGUCCUUUGUGCAUGCACUCUGCCUUGGAUAUGACUAGGUAUUGGCGACAGUUGGAUGAUGAGGUAGCACAGACUCCUAUGCCUACAGAAUAUCAGAACAUGAUGGUGGAGAUCCUUUGCAAUGACUGCAGUGCCCGAUCCAUGGUCCAGUUCCAUAUUUUAGGCAUGAAGUGUACAAGCUGUGAAUCGUACAAUACUGCUCAAGAUGGAGGUUGCAGGAUGGCUUUGGAGCAGCAGUGACUAAAGGAGGCUUCACGUACUUCUAGACAAGGAAAGAUCAACUCUGUGUGAUGCUGGUUAGAAAGGACACUCCCCUUGGAAAAAGGUGUACCACAAACUUCUCAAUUAAUCAGGAAAUUUCUUAGUGUCAUGUCACAAAAUCCUAAUUCCUGGCCCUGUAUUCUGAUUCCCUAGGAUAUCAUAACUCGUAGAGUGUUGUGUGAUUUCCCUGCCCCCCCACCGCUCUGCAGUGGCUGUUGAGGUGGAGAUUCACAGUGUUAGAAAGAGCAUGGUAUCUAAUCCAUCUGGCUGCUGUAGUGCUGCUCCCUGGAGAAUGUUUUGGCUCGUGGAAUUUCCCAUUGUGGUGCUGUGAAUUUCAUGGUGUUCAGUCUACCAGAAAGUCAGUCUUUUAAAGGACAGCAGAGCUAUCUUUUUUUUAUCAUGCUGUGAAGAAGACGCAUGUUUUUAAUAAGAUAAAAAUGACAACUGUGGGAGUGAGUGAAUUCCAGGGCUGCCGAAGAGCUGAUUCAUGGAGGCAGUGGCACCCAGGAAACAAGAGCAGCAAGAAUGAGCAUUUCAUUCUAAAUGAAAAUGGGUUGGGAAAUUUGGUAGCUUUGAGAGCUGUGUUUUACAAGUGAAGCUUUAGGUCUUUAAGGGUUUCGGUAAGUAGGUUGUUUGUUUUGUUUUUGUUUGUUUUUUUUUAAAUAUGCCUGUUUGUUGGCAGUUGGAGUCCAGAGCUUCAAGUGAAGAUGGACAGAAGAAGUGUGUGGGUAGAAUUGUUUUUCUUCCUCUACAACUCCCAGAUACAGUCUGUGUAUACAAGGUGCAUCUAAAACAAAGCUACUGUAGAUCUUAAUAAGUAUGUGUAAGAAGGACUUAGAGCUGCCACUUGUCCCCACUGAUUUCCAGGGUGAGCUGUUUUCUCCACAUCUGCUUCUGUUUGCCUGCUGUAAUUACACUAUCCAUUGGUUGCUUUGCCCACCCAAUAUGUUUUAAUUUACAGAGCUUCUGAUGCUCUACAGGCUCAUGUACAUGCAUAACUUUAACAUAUCGGUGAGAUUGUUAACUGGAAAGGACCAAUACACAAUAUUUGCAUAUAUUUGUCUUUGCAGAAUUAAGAUCAAACUGCUAACUCUGCUUAGUCUGAGAUUUUUGCCAAAAUUGCUGCCGUUAAUAAAGGGACAUUCUCAGGUAGUUUAGGCCCAGUGUUUGCUUUGUUUUACAAUAUCUGGUUUCUUGUAGCUUUUUUUUUUUUUU
This is a messenger RNA of Alligator sinensis (Chinese alligator), 1949 nucleotides long. RefSeq names its product ring finger and CHY zinc finger domain containing 1 (gene RCHY1). Gene Ontology annotation, biological process: ubiquitin-dependent protein catabolic process; protein ubiquitination. Gene Ontology annotation, molecular function: ubiquitin protein ligase activity. The coding region runs from base 168 to 713 and encodes 181 amino acids. Gene Ontology annotation, cellular component: nucleus. NCBI's taxonomy places the organism in Eukaryota, Metazoa, Chordata, Crocodylia, Alligatoridae. The record is from RefSeq and is a predicted model, not a curated record. The transcript is spliced from 8 exons.